AUGAGCUCAGCAGCCGGCGCAUCACCUUCUGGCAGUGCUUCAUUCCAUCCCGUGUCGCAUGAUGAACACAAGGCGCCACUGGUGAACAGCAGCAACACGCUUCCUCCUUCCGCCCCACACCCACUAACACCACCGUCUGUUGAAGUGCUUCCGACAGUGCUGCCUCAGCCUCCUACAGCGGUCGACUACGCUACCCGGGACACUGAUGCACCUAUGGGCCUUUCUGCGCGCUCGGAUACGCAAAUUACGACAACGGUGGAAGGGCAGGAUGUUGAUGCCAGUAUGACGGUGGAGGGAGAGUUUGUGUCGAAUACGAUGGCGGAGGAGACGCUGGUUGAGGGUGACCCGGAGGAGGUGCUGGUGCGGAAGAUAGCGCAUGUGAAGGGCCCAUCGUCGAGCAGCUUUGGGUUCCCUCCUCGGGAAAAUCCCCUAGAACAAGUCUUGGAGGCCCCACCUUCAACACAGCAUGGAUCAGCAGAAGGAGAAUCUACCACAACAAUAACAACAACAGCUACCGCAACGCACUGGAAUCCUCUGCAUCCUCUUGGCCAGGAGACGACUGAAAAGGAGGACGACCAUAUCUACCACGACAAAGACAAAACAGUCAUUGUAGAGGAGGACGAGGACGAUAUCGUGGAUUCGAAAGGCCGGCUGAUGUUCCCUGACGAGACGAAGGAGACGACGCAGACUCCUGGAGGGAUAUUGCGACCCUCACCUGCUGCGUCACGUCGCGCCUCGCAUCUACGGUUAGACCUGAAGCCGCCGUCUCCACAGCCAUGGGACCAUAUCGACCCACCGCUAGAUAAUAACCUCAAGGCGAUUGCGGGGUAUUACUCGCCUGGAACGACGAAGUUCAGGACCCUACAGAGUGCUGGCGGCCCUCGCCCUAUGAUACCCAAGUCUUCAUAUUAUUUUGGGCCACCACCACCCGACUCGGCGUAUGGUACAGCACCGACAGGCCAGAUUGGCGUGCACCAUCCACGCGAGAUCCUGCGUGUGGAGAGAGACUACACAGGCGGAGAACUCAUUCAGUUCGCGCCAAUAUACCCGCUAGAACUCGAGAACCGAAUAACACCCACCCAAUUCCUUGAAUCCAUUAAUGCGAUCAACGAAAUCCUCAUUUCGGCUCACAGUCUUCGACAUUCGUUCCUUGACAACGUGUUGGCGGUGUUUAGCCUGCAAUUGUCGACGCUCUUCAAGAAGCCUCAUUGGGAAAAGGAGCUGGAACGACUUCGGCGACUGAUUGACGAUCUCAACGCCGAGAUGUACAAUCCCGUUGGGCUCAAUAUCUUGUGGCCACGCAACGUGGCUUUCCUAUAUUUGGAGAUCGAGUACUACUGA
Molecule: messenger RNA, 1341 nt
Organism: Cyclocybe aegerita
Lineage: Eukaryota; Fungi; Basidiomycota; Agaricomycetes; Agaricales; Hemipholiotaceae
Source: the annotation of a GenBank genome assembly